Aedes aegypti (yellow fever mosquito) is the source of this 1652-nucleotide messenger RNA. RefSeq lists its product as uncharacterized. NCBI's taxonomy places the organism in Eukaryota, Metazoa, Arthropoda, Insecta, Diptera, Culicidae. The transcript is spliced from 4 exons. The coding region runs from base 900 to 1481 and encodes 193 amino acids. The record is from RefSeq and is a predicted model, not a curated record.
CCCAUCCCAUCAUCAGUCUUGAACGAGACAUUCUUCGAUAGAGACGUGCCUUCUCCUCACUUCCUGAAUUGAAUUGCGCACUCACGUGUGAGUAGAAGAGUAUUACAACUGGACUGUAGGACGUUGCAAACGACGCUGGUGAACACUUGUUGUUUACUAACGUAUUGUAGCUAGUGGUACAAAUUCACGGGGCUGUUGAACGUGCAUUGUUUGCUAGAUACUGGCAGAAAGCUCGUCGCGUGUGUCCCUGUAUUCUAUUGUUUGCCAAUCCGUCGCCAUCGGAUACAAUUUUGCCGGUUAGCUCUUCGGUUGCUCGUCAAAGUGUGCGGUGACAGUUUUGAAACGUUCGCAUUGGUUGUUAGAAGGCUCUAUUAGUGCUCCAUCAUGGACUUCUAGCUGGCAUGCUUUGAUGAUAGUGCAACGAUGCGAUUUGUUACUGGUUCGGUGCAGGAGCUGGUGGUUAGAUGUCCACUACAUCACGCAGCUAGACAAAUGGAUACACGCAAGCCGGAAAUGCGGUUUAUCUUGCAGUGCUGAUGGUGCUCCUCAGUCCAUCACUAUACUGGACCUGGAUUGCGUGGUACAAUUGGGUCAGUCGACGACGGAUCGAAAUGUGAACUGAUGUAGCAAGCAGUGUUGUAAUUUUGAUGAAGAAACAAGUGUCCUUAAUUAUUUCUUUCGAUGCAAUCGAACGCGAGUUGAACGACCCAUUUAGCGGGGGCCAAGUUGGAAAAGUGACGUCAUUUAUUCAUCAUUAUCACCCAGUCAACAGCAGCAGAUUGGACUACGAUAGACGAGAGCUAUUUUGGUGUUACUAUUGCUAGGUAUAUACAUCGCAUCGCUUAUCGUUGCUGGGAAUGCAUUAUACAUGAGAGCAGUGAACGAAAUUGAGCCACACAAUGAUCAUAUUCCUAUACCUGAUACUAGUCAUCGCGUGGGCCCUGCUAAUCAUCAUACUGAAAUGCAAAAAGGCUCGUGCGAAACGCCUGGCCGAACUACAGGAAGCCGCCCAACCGGUGCACGUGGUUCAGAUCGGGUCCAACCUGUACGACAUCAUGUCGAUUCAGCACCAUCAUCAUCACCGGGCCCCGUACGGAACCGUCUAUGACUGUCUGGGAACGGGCGAGGGUUGCGGUCAAACGCAUCGAUCCGGCGCGAACACCGUCACCCAUUCCAAUGCCGCAUUUAUCGGCGACGACGGGAGUGUCUACCCGGGCAGUAAUAUCCCUCCACUGGAACCACCGCCAUCGUACGACGAGGUGAUACGGCUACCGGCGCACUAUCCAAAGGUGGAAACGUUUGUCCCGGAGAUGGUAGUGCCACCACCCCCGCCACCACAGGCCACUGCACCAACGACUCACUCCGAGGGUAGCAGCGGAGAAAGUGGAGGCCCCACAGGGGCGCCGACAUCUGUUCCCGGUAUGGUUGGCCAAAAUGGGACCGGCCGGGUCAAAACUAUCUCAACAGUGAUGAACACCUAACUAGUCCUAUCUAUGACUGCAAGCGAAGCUUUUUGUGGUAGAUGAUAUUUUGUUUUAUUGUUGGAGAAGAAGCAUUUUCACUAGUAAUUUGUUUUUAUGAUAAAAGUCUUAGAAUUAAAAAGUUGACUAAUGUGCAAUAAAUUCAUUGAUUGAUUAUAUUAUUUGAACGUG